Messenger RNA from Amborella trichopoda, 4509 nucleotides. The record is from RefSeq and is a predicted model, not a curated record. Lineage: Eukaryota; Viridiplantae; Streptophyta; Magnoliopsida; Amborellales; Amborellaceae.
ACCAUCAUACCCGCCUCCGUGUUCCCGCCCCGCCGUCCUCUUCAAAACCCUAAUCCCUUUCUCUCACUAAAACAUCACAGCCCGAAAAUGGCGUUUCACAAUCACACACUGCGAAACCCGCCAUUUUCUCUCUCUAAAAGUAUGCUAUCAAACGGUCCACUAUCUCUCUCUGGAAUUCAGCUUCCAAAUCCUUUAAUGUCUCUCACUGCAACUCUACAGGGAUACCUUCAUUUUUCUCUCUGUAAGACCCUGCUCAGAAACCCGCCACUUUCUCUCUCUAGAAAUCUGCUCUGGACCCUGCCAUUAUCUUUCUCCGGAAAUCAUCUAGGAAGCCCAGUAUCGUCUCUCUCUAGAACUCAACUUAGAAACCCACCAUUCUCUGCCUCUAAAGCUCUGUUGAACCUCACACAAACCAGAACCAAAAUCACUUCAGUCCAAUAUGUAGAAACUAGACACAGAGACCACUCCUUUGAAAAAUUCAUGCAUGAUUACAAACACUACCUCAAGGUCAUAAAGAUUCAGGACCUGAUCCUUGCAAAUCCCGAUCUCCACCUAUCUCUAUCGUUCCUCUCAAAAUUGAGCCAAAAGCUUCAUCUAAAUAGAGGAGCUCCUUCAUUUCUAAGGAAAUUUCCCCAUAUAUUCACCAUCUUCUAUAACCAAACCUUAAAGGAACCUUUCUGCAAAUUAACAGACACUGCCAUGGCCAUAAUUCGACAAGAGAGUGAAGCCAUUGAAGCCUCUGAAACUCUCGUGAUCAACCGAUUAAGGCGCCUUCUGUUGAUGUCAGACACCAAAUCAUUGCCUCUGCGAGCCAUUUUCAAGGUCUGGAGAGAAUUGGGUCUGCCUGAUAAUUUUGAGCAUUCGAUUAUAGCGAAGAACCCUAUAAUUUUCUCUCUGAUUGAUGCCCAUGAACCUAACACUCAUAUUCUGAAACUCAUCGAUCUGGACCUGAAUUAUACUCCUGAACCAGCUGUAGAUAAAUGGAGGGUCGCUAACUAUAGAGAGAAAUCCAUGGAUGAAUCAGAGAUUAGGUUUGGUUUCAAGCAUGGGUUCCCACCUGGUAUGAAACUGAGCAAAGAAUUUAGGGCUAGGGUUAGAGAAUGGCAAAAGCUUCCUUAUUGGGGACCAUAUGAAGACAUCAGUGAAAUCAGAGUUAACAAGAGAUGGAAUAAGGGGAAACCAAAGGCUGCAAUCGCAGGACUGGAGAAACGAGCAGUUGCAAUUAUUCACGAGUUCCUGAGCUUGACUGUGGAGAAAAUGGUGGAGGUGGAGAAGAUAAGUCAUUUCAGGAAAUGGUUUCGGAUCGAUUUGAAUAUAAGGGAUUUGUUUCUUGAUCACCCUGGUUUAUUUUAUAUUUCGACAAAGGGAAAGGUGCAUACAGUUUUCUUGAGAGAAGCUUAUGAGAGAGGUUGUUUAAUUGAGCCAAACCCAGUUUGUAUUGCAAGGAGAAAGAUGCUUGAUCUCGUGUUAUUGGGGCGUCGUGGUAGUUGUAUGAUGGAUUCACAGUCGAAGGACUUGAGCACAACAGCGGAGGUCGGGAGUUAACAAAACAAAUGAUAGAGAAAAAAAGGGAGAGAAUGUGGGUUUAAUAGAAGAAAAGGGUGAGAGCAGGGGAAGGAAGGGUGGGGGGAAUUCAAUUGAUAAAUGAGGGAAAAUAUAGGAAGAAAGUGCAACUGAAUCAACAAGUAAAAGAUCAAACCAUUGAGGGCCCAAAAUGAGGCUGGGUCCUGUACAUAGAACCAAAGAUGGAAUUCACUGUUCUCUCUUACUCUAGGCACAAGACAUAGUCACAGAACAACGAACACUGCACUGUAAAAAUCUCACAGAGGAAACCAAAUGCCCAAAGCAACAUGUGCCACCUAUGUCAAAGGAAUGAUAACGGCACAUGGUCAGGUGCAUGGAAUGCGGCAGAAAACGCUACUGCAUUCUUGCUUAACAAGAUGAUUCAAUCAUGGAGUAAGCUACUAUGUGGAAAAUUACAAGAUUUAGGUUCUGGUAUUUUGCUUCUUUCUUCAUUCUUAUUUUGAACUCUGGAUAUUUUCCAAGAAGUUUUAAAAUGCAAACGUUAUUCUCAUGAAACUCUAGAGCUGUUACUUUUUUGCGUGCAUUAAGCUAUUAUUGUAGGGUUGAACUAGUGUUGGUAUUUGAGGGGUUUAUUUGAUGGUUAUCCGUUGUUUUUAUUGUUCUCGAUUCGCCGGACAUAGGCAUCUGCAGUUGUCAGGGGAGAGCAUAGAAGAGGCUUGUCCUGUCUGUUGUGGGUAUUGCAAUUGCAAGGCUUGCCUGCAUUUGAUUAAGAGCCAACAGGUCUUAGUGUCACAUAACCAUUUGCUGCUUAAAUAAAUUUUUUUGAGAUCUUUCUAGAGUUGCUGGUUUAAUGAUAUGCAAUUACGUUUGCACUUUUUGAUGUCCAAUCAUUUGUUGCUUAAUUUGCCAUUGUUUCAUAGUUUAUUUACCUCAUGGGUUACUUAGGAAUGUUUACUGGUGAGGGUAGAUUUUUUAUAAUCAUUCCCACCCUCGUGUUUCCAUUCGGAGCUAUCUGAAGGAGAUAACCAAAGAGGAGAAGAUUCGGCAACUUCAAUAUUUGGUACGCAAGAUCCUUCCUUUGCUGAAGCUAAUUCACCAAGAACAGGAAUUGGAGAAGGAAACAGAGGCUGCCAUCCAAGGUAUGGACCUGAUUAUAAAGAUUGAGAGUUCACAAACUGGCUAGGGUGCCUGUUCAAACUGACCUGACUGACGGUCUAACAGAUCCCAUUCAAUUGGUCUUAAAAAUUAGUAAAAAAUCUACAGAUUGGCAUGCAAAGUCCAAACCAGAUUGUUCCUUAAAGUAUUUGGCGUCAGACAUUUACUGAAUUCUUUGUAAUCUUUCAAUCUGAAAUUAUGAUUAUUGCUGUUUCACGCCCUAAUAGUUUCUCUGUGUGGAGGUGUUCCUCCAUCUGAAGUACAAAUACAACAGGCAGUAUGUCACAAUGAUGAGCACUUAUACUGGGAGGCUUUUCAUGCCUCAGUAAUUAUUGGAAUGUUAUGCAAUUUUUUGAUCUCUUUCCUUUAAAGUAUUGUUGACUGCGAUCGAUAUCUCUGGGUUUUGGUCCAGUGAUAACUGUAACACAUCUAUUGUGGAGUGUGGACCUCCAUUGCAGCUGCUGAAACCGUUCAUAUGACAUCCCUCUAAAAUGCUGCUGAGAUCUUUGUGAAGGCCUCAGGCUUCAAGGUGGUGAAGAGGACAGUUUUGAAUAUGUGUCGAAAGAGAGGUCUUAUUUGCAUGGUGAGGAGCCUCAGAAUGCCAGAAGGAUGAAAACAAAAUCUACUGACCUGAAAUCUUAUUCUUUGAAUGAAGAAAAUCUUGCACUCGAAUGUGAAUCUGAUAGUAGAGGCAGGGUCUCUUGCCCUCGCAAAAAGAUGCAGGGAUGUGGUUCUUGCCUUUGGAUUUAAGGUGUACAUUUGAGGAUGUGGCUACUGCCAUUUUGGCUAACAAUUAUAGAUCCUUAUGUGUCAGAUACUACUGUUCGGUGCUCUUGUUUCAUUGAAAGUGGCCAAUUGGCUGUUAGUUAGAAAAUGCUUCGAAAAGCAGCUGAUAGAGAAGAAUUUGAUGACAAUUAUGUAUAUUGUCCAACUGCUAGAGAUGUUCAUGAUGGAGAACUUGAGCACUUUCAAAUGCACUGGACCAAAGCUGACCCUGAGAUAGUUCGUAAUGUUCUCGACAAUACACUGGGUUUAAACUGGGAGCCGGUGGUCAUGUAUCGUGCUUUUCUCGAGAAGCCUGGCUUCAGAACUGCAAGGUGGUGUUUGAUGUAACGGCCAUUGACUGUCUGGAAUGAUGUGAGGUUGAUGUUAGUAUUCAUCAGUCUUUCAACGAUCGAUCGAAUGAUGAAAAGGAGAUCCGGGUCAUGUACCCAUAAGGUCCUCAACAAAUAUGCGACUUUCAAAUGAUCAAUUAAUUGUUUAGGGUUCUGGUAUAGUGCGUCACUUCUGGGGAUUGCGGUGAAUGCCCUAGCAUGAGCAGAUGUUGUAGGUUAAAGAUUCAUGAUAAGUUUUGGCAAAAUUUUAUGUUGGUUGCCUGCCGAACACAACCCAGCCCCUUUUCCCGGACGCAGGACAUGUUAAGGAAAAGUUUUAAGCAAAAUGUGGUUAUUAUAUGAGCAGAUGAAGGAAGAAGCUGGUGCGUCCUAAACAAGCAUUAGCAUACCAAGAAAGAUUUCUAAAUAGCGUAUGUUGAUGUGUAUGCAUGUGCGAAUCAUCAGGUUUGAGUCUCUUUGAACCCACUACUUAAAUUUGCAGAAAAAUGUGCAUUUUUCUAUGCUUUUGUCUUGAUAUUAAAAUUGACUGAACGUUAUGAAACUUAGCACUUGUGGUGGUUCAUUUGAGGCCACAUCAAUCAGCAAGCAUUUAUUUAUUUUGCUUAAUCUUUUCCAAAUCCUUUUUCCUUUGGGAAAGUAUAAUGAAGACCAUUUGUCAUUGGUACAAAAAGAUCACAAUCAUUGUAUUAGAUAUGAAAUUGGAUGUCUCAAAGUA